Molecule: messenger RNA, 1512 nt
Organism: Gavia stellata (red-throated loon)
Lineage: Eukaryota; Metazoa; Chordata; Aves; Gaviiformes; Gaviidae
Gene: AMHR2
Product: anti-Mullerian hormone receptor type 2
Exons: 12
Coding region: 1-1512 (503 amino acids)
Biological process (GO): protein phosphorylation; BMP signaling pathway; cellular response to growth factor stimulus
Cellular component (GO): signaling receptor complex; plasma membrane
Molecular function (GO): transforming growth factor beta receptor activity; ATP binding
Source: RefSeq, a predicted model, not a curated record
AUGGGGCUGGCGCCGGGGCUGCCAGGCCCCCGCAACCUCAGCUGCGUCUCCUACAAGCAUCCCAGCGUUCGGGGAGGGUUGGGGGGCGCAGGGGGGGCCAAGGCCGGCACCGUCCGCUGCCCCCCCGGCCAGUGCUGCAUCGGCAUCUGGAACCAGAGCCACACACUGGUGCAGGGCUGCUGGGGGGGUGGGGGGGCCGCCUGCCCCUCUCCCACCUGCGCCCCCAGUCCUGCGGGACCCCCCGGCGGUGCCGUCCUCGUCUGCCUCUGCCACGGCCACCUCUGCAACGGCAACGCCAGCGGGACGGGGACGGGAACGGGGACAGCCCUGGGGCUGGGGGGGCCCCGCCAUGGCCCCGUGCCUGACCGCGUGGGGUCCGUGGGGACCCUGUGGCUGUGGGGUGCCGGUCCCCUCCUCCUCCUCCUCACCUGCCUGGCCAUCCUCGGGCUGCGACGGGUGAGAGCCCACACGGGGCGGCCACCCCGGGGGUGCCGGAGGAUCGGGGUCCCCCCGGAGCCCCCCAGCCCGGACCUGCCUGCGCUGCACUUCCUGCAGGUGCUGCAGACGGGGCGCUUCUCGGCGGUGUGGCGGGGCACCCUGCAGCAGCGGCCGGUGGCCAUCAAGGCCUUCGUGGCGGGAGCGGCCGGGCGCUUCGCGGCCGAACGGGCCGUCCACGGGCUCCCGCUGAUGGAACACGACAACGUGGCGCGGCUGCUGGGCACGCGGGGUGCUGGGCCCCGCGCCCGCGGGGGGCUCCUCGUCCUCCAGCUCUACCCCGCCGGCUCCCUGCGACACUUCUUGGGACAGCACGUGGGGACGUGGGCCGGCAGCGUGCGCCUGGCACUUUCCCUCGCCCGUGGCCUCGCCUUCCUGCACCAGGAGCUCUGGCGUGACGGCCUGUACAAGCCCAGCGUGGUGCACCGGGACCUGAGCAGCCAGAACGUGCUGGUGCGGGAGGACGGGACCUGCGCCAUCGGGGACUUCGGGCUGGCUCUGGCGCUGCCACCGCGCGCCCAGGCUGGCACCAGCGCCCGCCACGCCGUGCCCAUCCGCAAGGCGGGCACCCAGCGGUACCUGGCACCCGAGAUCCUGGACGAGAGCCUGGACCUACGGGCGUGGGGCCGGGCGCUGCGGCAAGCCGACGUCUACGCCCUGGCCCUGCUCCUCUGGGAAAUCCUCUCCCGCUGCCAGGCCCCUUCAGACCCCGGAGCACCCGUGCCGGCCUUUCGGCUGGCGUACGAGGCGGAACUGGGUGCCAGCCCCACGGGUGCUCAGCUCCGGCGCUUGGCCGUGGAGGAGCGACGGCGGCCGCUCAUCCCCCCCGCCUGGCAUCGUGCCCCCCAGCCCGGGGGGGCUCUGCCGGAGCUGCUGGAGGAUUGUUGGGACCCCGACCCCGAGGCCCGGCUCUCGGCCGAGCGGGCGCUCCAGCGGCUGCAGCGCCUGGCUGCCGGCCCCCCCCCCGCCCGCUGUCCUGGAGCUGUCACCUGCCAUGUGGGACCCCAGUGCAGGUAA